Messenger RNA from Larimichthys crocea (large yellow croaker), 3057 nucleotides. It is a transcript of the gene cxxc4, whose product is annotated as CXXC finger 4. Bases 762 to 1631 code for a protein of 289 amino acids. The record is from RefSeq and is a predicted model, not a curated record. Gene Ontology annotation, molecular function: methyl-CpG binding; zinc ion binding. Lineage: Eukaryota; Metazoa; Chordata; Actinopteri; Sciaenidae. Gene Ontology annotation, cellular component: nucleus. The transcript has 3 exons.
GGUUGCAUGAUAUUUCCAGCAGAUAUACACCCCCCCUCCUCCUCCUCCUCGUAGGGCGCCCUGAGCCAUCCAUCCCUCCCACCUCCCGAGUGUUUCUAUAGUAAUUUCCAGCCAAUGAUCAGUAGGUGUCCACAUCCCUGCUUCCUCACCUCAGCACCAAUCAGCCACACACAGCGACAGGAGACACGGACUGAGCAGAGACCAGGCAGACACACACAAUACAGCCCCCGGAUCAAGAAGAAGAAGAAGAAGAAGAAAAAGAAGAAGAAGAAGAGGAAACACCUUAAACCCCCCCAUCUGCGAUUUUCCUUCCCCACCCUCCCCUCCUCCUCUGCCGACACCUUUUGGCUUAUUUAUGCACUUUCCGACCUUUUUUUCUAACGUGACAAGAAAGUCGAUACAAAAAGAAAAGAAAUGGUCCUUUUGUUUUGAGCGCUCUGAACACACACACACACACACACACACACACACACACACACACACACACACACACACACACACACGCACGCUCUCCUCCGGCAGCCUAUGUCUGUGCGUCUUCUCGCAUCUUUGCGUUAUUCUCCCUCCGCGCACCGCUCCGCGGUAAUGUGCCGUUACGCGGUCGCAGGCUGGUAGCAUCUUGGGGAGCUCUUCUCAACAGGAACCUGCUCUGGAGGAGAUAAACCAGGAUGGUAACGCACUGUUGGUAACCAGCUUCAGCUCUACAAAGGCCACUGUAACGUCACUCGCUCCUCCGAAACAUUGACAGCCAUUCCUCAGCCAUGUCUAACAUAAACAAUGCACUUUGCAUUGAAAACGGACAGAAUGCAGAUGUGUCUCUCUUACAAAAGGAUAAUCUUCAGGAUGGUGGAUUAAGCCAGCUUUUGGAUUAUAACGCAGAAAUGGAAAGGUACAGGUCUUUUGCAAACUUUUAUAAAACCAAUGGGGCAUUUCCACAGACUGCUAAGAUUGCCCGCAUCACAACGCCCAUUUUUCCCAGUGCUAGAAUUGGCAUGUCCCCUUGGAACUGUGAUAACGCCAUGCUCUGGGGAAGGAAAUCAGCGGCAAUAAACCCUAAUAGGACCAGCAUGCAUAGAAAUGACUCCCAGAGGCCGGGGAAGCCUGGCGUGCCGCCAGAGACGCUGCAAAUGGCAAAUAAUAAUUUCCUCUCUACCUUAUCCCCCGAACACUGCAGACCUUUAGCAGGAGAAUGCAUGAACAAGCUGAAAUGCGGCGCUGCUGAAGCAGAGAUAAUGAAUCUCCCAGAACGCGUUGGAACUUUUUCCGCUAUCCCGGCUUUAGGGGGCAUCUCAUUACCUCCCGGGGUCAUCGUCAUGACAGCCCUUCACUCCCCCGCAGCCUCAGCAGCCGUUACAGACAGUGCGUUUCAAAUUGCCAAUCUGGCAGACUGCCCACAGAAUAAUUCCUCGGUAUCCAGUGGAAACCCAGCGAAGAAGAAAAGGAAAAGGUGUGGGGUCUGUGCACCCUGCAGGCGGCUAAUCAACUGUGGUGUCUGCAGCAGUUGUCGGAACCGCAAAACGGGCCACCAGAUCUGCAAAUUUAGGAAAUGCGAGGAGCUGAAGAAGAAGCCAGGCUCGUCGCUGGAGAGGACGCCGGUGAACAGCGGCGAAGCUUUUCGGUGGUUCUUUUAGAGAGGCGAGACAUGGCCGCCCCAUCCAAGCAGCAGGAGGGCAGGUGGGACUCUUGACUCUCUGCCAGGAGCACUUGAUGGGUUCACAGAACCCGACACGCCCCCGACACAUUUGUGGAGGACAAGAGAAGAAAAAGUGGACAGACAAAAAGAUAAAUGAAAACAUAAUGGUGUUGUUUUAACUCUGUAAUUUCCUUUUCUGUGUAAUUAUUGUACCUUUUGACAGUAUCAUAAUGUAUAUUUUUGGUGUCUAUGAAUGUGUUUUCAGUGUCGUGGCUGUAGGUUUACAGCCAAUCCUAUGUAAAGGACUCAAACAGACAAUCAUACAAUCAUGAUGAAUCCGUCAAACAAGAAGAGGCCACAAGGAUUGAUGAUAUAACAAACACAACACACUUUACUCUGGAGCAAUAAUCUAUUUGGUUGAUUAUUCUUCAAUCUUACAUUUCCGUUUGACUCUUUGAAUUAUUUUUAUCAAACCGAAUCACCUUCUAGUCUUUUACUUCAUCUGAUUCUCAUUCUCUUAAACGCCCGCUAAUGUUCAGACCGUCGCUGGCAGUGUGAUGCGUCUCAUCGAGAGAGAGCGAUGACGUGAAGGACGGCGGCAGUGCCUCCGUGACGGACUUCUUUGCUCCUCAGUCGAGUGGACUCGCUGCACAACAGGGCACAUUGUCUUGUGGUGUGGUGAGUUGCACUUCUUCUUAAUAAUCGAAUUUGAUUGUGACAGCGCCAGACGUUUAUGAGUCAGACUGCUGUCUGGAGGUCGUACUCUCAAAGAUGAAAUGAAGUUUUUGACAAAACCAUCAAACCUGUUUAAUUUUUCCUUCAGUUUGGAUCAACUAAAGGUUGUAACUGUCUAAAAGAUAGAGAGUAAUGCCAGUAAAGGAAAUGUAUGUUAUGUUGCAAAGCAUUCAAAUUUAGAAUUAAUUACAGUACACUAUACAUAUUUGACAUAUCAGAUGUUGUUCUGGAUCUAAAGGAUAGUCUGGACUGACAGUCCUUUCUCCUGCAAAGUAACGUUAACACAUUCCAAAAACAAAAUGAUUCAAUAAGUUACUCAUUGUCUUAAACCCUGUUGUUGCAUGUGUAAAUGUGUUUUGGUUUUAAAGAUUACUAAGAAUUUGUAUAUUGUUGUUGUGAUGCUUUUAUGUGUUAAAAUAAAAAAACAAAAAAUGACUUCAGUAAAAAAGACAUCUUGACAGUCAAUGUUUGAUGUGGAGGGAUCACCGAAGACAGGCGAAUAAAUCCGCCUGUGCUACAGAAAAACACAAUGAGAAAGAAAAAUCAGUAAUCAAUUAUGAUCACCUGAUAGGAAACGAUUUUCCUAUUUUUUUUCCUCCUCCUCCUCCUCCUCCUCUUCCCGAAAAGCAUCAACCGAAAUAACAACCAAGAGGAGACGGGAGGAAUAUAACAGCAUUGGUUGCCUCCCC